AUGAGGUGGUCGGUCGCGACGUUAUUCUGUUUAUUCGUAUAUCAUGUUCAGGGCAUUCUCGCAGACGCCGAGAUCGAGGCCCUUCAACAUAAAGUGGCACUCAUUAGUAAAAUUCUCAAGAACCAUGUCCCCAACCCCAUGGAUAAAAGUGACGAUGAGCUCCACGAGGAGAUCUCGGCAAAUAUCGUCGAGCUCUGGAACAAGUACGACGCCGCUCUACAGGGACAGGUGGAUCAUUUGCUGAGGCAAUUCCUCCCGUACAUGUUGGAGGUUGCCAACACCAACUUGGAGCUUAAGUGUGUCCGCAGCCUCCUCCGGGUGAUUCGUGGUCUCCGGAAGCUCGAUACUUGGGCUUUCCAGAUUCUAGACUCGAUCGGGAGACCUGCCGCCGGAAUCAUGGACGUCACAAUGAGCGAUUUCGGGGACUAUGACCAGUGCUUGUCCAUAGAAUCUACGGAGCCGAGCGGAAUCGUGGAUUUUCGCGGACAGCACUGUAAUGUCGCUAUCCGACCGCCAGCUUUACCCCCUCUCAACAAGCACUCGAGCCACAAGUUGCAAGAGCUGCUCAACGCGACCAGUGUGUACAAAGAAGUCCUGCUCACCUACCACAAAGUGCAUCAGCCGUUCGAGCUCCGGCUGGGCAUCUGCACACCGUCUACGUGCUCGAUUCCAGACGUCUCUCGCAUGCUGCAGCCGAUAUCAAGGAGUCUGCGAGUUAAGAUCGAAGUUGUGGGCUGCGAAUCGAAGGACGUUCCUCUGGCUCUAGAUACGCAGCAACUUUUUGUCAUCUGUUUCAUGACGGUGUCAGUGUUUCUCGUCGCUGUGGGAACUCUGAUUCAGACGCUGCCGAGAUCGAUCCGCGGAGAAUGCCAAGAAGGCGCGAUUACUGCCUUCGAUCUCAGGCAGAAUAUGGCUCAUCUUCUCUCCAGAAGGAAAUUAUCACCGGGAAACUUGAAUUGUCUCCACGGUCUGAGAGUCCUGAGUCUCCUGUGGGUCAUAUACUGUCAGUCUUACCGGUAUCUUGAUCUGAGAUCGUUGCGAAACGCUGCGUUUUUGAUAAGGGCGAUGAGCUCACCUCCUUUCCAUUUCAUCGCCAACGGGUUCAUGGCAGUUGAAAACUUUUUCUUCAUGAGUGGUCUGGUAGUGAGCUAUCAAAUCUCAGCUAACCAUGCGUCGUCGAAAAUCUUCAACUACAAGGCGAUCUCUGCACAGUAUAUUCAUCGUUUCAUCAGGUUGACGGCCUGCGCCCUGUUUGUCGUCGGGCUCUUCUCCGUACUCCCACUCCUGGGUAGCGGCCCCGUAUGGCGAGAGAACAUUCUGAUCGCGACCGAAAGCUGCCAGACCAACUGGCUGCCGGUUCUGAUGAAUUUCAACAACUUCAUGCCUACUGACGAGAUGUGCACCCCGAACUUGUGGUUCUUGAGCGCGGAUUGGCAGCUUCAAAUGAGUCUCCUGUUCGUUAUCCUGCUUCUGAUCAAGAAACCGGCCAUGGGCACCGUGGUCGCUUUUGCCGUGAUUGUCGCCACUUCUUGCAUUGUCGGCGUACAAACUGUGCUGUCGAACUAUCCACCGACCAUCCUGCCCCUGGAAGAUCCCAAAACCGUCUCGCUCAUGAUGUCGGACAUUUUUAUGCGACCCUAUACGCACGCGGGUCCUUUCACUAUCGGCAUAGGCACCGGUUACGUGAUCGCAACGAACCCGUUCAUGAGGUUCCGAAUGGUGACGAGAAUUAUCACUUGGCCGUUAGCGCUAGUGACUAUGGUGUGGACGGUCUUGGCUCCGUGGACGUGGUCAAAAUACGCGGCGGAUGAAUGCUCGGAUCUCGUUAAAUUCAUAUACGCUGCCGGUCACCGAUCUUCAUGGGCUUUGGGUCUGACCUGGAUCGUCGUGGCUUGCGCUUCGGGUCAAGCGAAACCUCUCGAGUGCCUGCUGAGUUGGAGAGCUUGGAUACCGCUUUCGAGACUGAGUCUGAGCGCGUUCCUACUGAGUCCUCUGGUUGUUUACCACAAUCAAUGGACCAUUCGGGAGAGGCUUUACGGGAGUCACGCUACCGUGUUCAAUCUGUUCGUCACGAACGUGUUUUUCGUGAUCUUGAUAUCCGUGUUGUUCUACCUGUUCGUCGAGAGCCCGAUCAGAAGACUGUCAAAGUCUUUCCUGGAGAAAGUCUUCACGAUGUCCUUCAGUCAGAACCAGGAUAGGAAUCCGAUGUGUUACGGAAACUCUCAGUCCCCGCAGGAAAGUCCCGAGGUGCAACACGAUCCCAAUAAGAGCAACAAAGUCUAUCUGUGAGACCCGAGCUGCUUAGAAGGAGUUGCCUCGUUGACUGGCGUCUGAGUGCGAUUCCAAAAGCUCGAAUUUUCCCGGGCUGACCCUCUGGAAGCCCUAUCAACUAGGAGCCACACUCUGGCAUGCCUGGUAUUGCCGACGCGACGAGAAAAUUAGUCCGCGGUCGCAUCCAGAGGACAGAAUUAACCGAGGAAUCAAGAACGGCUUUCGACCAGGGCUACCUUACGCUUAAGUGGUCUGGUGCGAUGACGCGGAUGAGCAGCUAGCGAAGUGUUCGCGUCGAGGAGGAAGAGCCAUCACAGCUGAUCUCUUAUGUAAAUAUACCAUGUCCAUACGUGUAAAUCUUCAUAUUUCGGACGGACCCACGAAGACUGGAAAUCAUAUUAUUUAUUCCCGAU
This is a messenger RNA of Galendromus occidentalis (western predatory mite), 2684 nucleotides long. RefSeq names its product nose resistant to fluoxetine protein 6. The transcript is spliced from 12 exons. Gene Ontology annotation, molecular function: acyltransferase activity, transferring groups other than amino-acyl groups. The coding region runs from base 1 to 2289 and encodes 762 amino acids. The record is from RefSeq and is a predicted model, not a curated record. Lineage: Eukaryota; Metazoa; Arthropoda; Arachnida; Mesostigmata; Phytoseiidae.